This is a messenger RNA of Nematostella vectensis (starlet sea anemone), 2529 nucleotides long. RefSeq names its product pseudouridylate synthase 7 homolog. Gene Ontology annotation, cellular component: nucleus. The transcript has 7 exons. The record is from RefSeq and is a predicted model, not a curated record. Gene Ontology annotation, molecular function: RNA binding; pseudouridine synthase activity. Bases 53 to 2080 code for a protein of 675 amino acids. Lineage: Eukaryota; Metazoa; Cnidaria; Anthozoa; Actiniaria; Edwardsiidae. Gene Ontology annotation, biological process: pseudouridine synthesis.
CGUAUGAAAAUUAUUUCCUUUUGUCGGCUCCAGAAAGCACGUGGGAAGAAAGAUGGCUGAAUCUUGCGAUGCUUCUGAGGUCCCCGCCAAAAAAGCAAAAAUAUGCAAUGAUGACGAAAAACCCGCAGCUAUAAUUAACAAAAAAGAUGCUCGAAGUAGUGUACAAGCUGUUGAGCUCGAUAAAUGCACAGAAAACGGCGGUAAACAUGAAACUAAAGGGAUACAUAUUUUAACCAAAAACUUUGCACAUGACCAAAGCAAAGAAUCUGUUGACGAAUAUCCGGAGGAAAAUAAGACUGCUUCUAAGUUAGAAACACCAAAUUGUAACAAUUCUAACACCCCAGCGUCACAAACAAGAGAAAAAGAUGUUGGCAUUACGGAAUUUAUCGCGAAACAUGAGGGCUUCCAGGGGGUUCUAAAACAGAGAUACGUUGAUUUUAUCGUGUAUGAACGAAACUUAAAGGGUAAUUUAGUACGGCUGACAAGCCAGACCCUACCAGAAACAGAGGCAAAACCAACUGUGGAUGCUAGUGUUUUGAGUGAUGAAGAUAGACAGAAAAUAACUAGUGUUUUGGAGAGUAAGGAAAAGAACUCUUCGGCUACGCUCACAGCUUGUGAAGACAAAGAACUCCGGACAAAGAUACACCAUGCAGUCAAACAAGAAUUCCCAACGCUAGAGAGUGACACUGUGACUGUCAAUGAUGGACGUAAAGCUGUCAGAGUAUUCCGUUUCCAAGGAAACCCCUCUAGGAAGAGGCCUGACCGAUGGCCGGCGGGACGUCCCGACCACUGCAAGUUUGUUCUCUUUAAAGAAAACAAAGACACUAUGGAAGCAAUAAGCCUUCUUGCUAAACUCUUACAUGUUAAACCGGGUGUCUUUGGUUAUGCUGGAACUAAAGACAGAAGGGGUGUGACUGUUCAAGAAGUUAGUGGUUAUAAGGUGCUUGCCGAGAGACUUCAAGGACUGAAUAACACCUUACGAGGGUUGCGCUUGGGAAACUUUGAGUAUUGCAAAGAGAAGCUCCGCCUUGGGGACUUGUCAGGCAACCAUUUUGUCAUUACAUUGAGAAAUGUUUCAGGAAACUGUGAGGUGAUUGAAAGGGCUAUGACUUCACUGAAGGAUGUUGGAUUUAUUAAUUAUUUUGGACUUCAGAGGUUUGGAACAAGUUGUGUCCCUACACAUCACAUAGGGCGAGCCCUCAUUCUAAGCCAGUGGUCUGAAGCUGUUGAUCUCAUUCUGAACCCCAGGGAAGGCAAACCAAAGGACUUUAACAAAGCUCUAGAAUACUGGAAGAGUACAGGAGAUGCCAAGGGCGCAUUGAGCCGACUCGCAAGGAAGAAGUGUAUUGAAAGCUAUUUACUGCAGGGAUUUGUCAAUCAAGGAAGUCAAGAUCUUGUUGGUGCGCUGCAGAUGAUUCCUAGGAACACCAGGCUGAUGUAUGUGCAUGCUUACCAGAGCUACAUCUGGAACAAUAUGGUUUCACACCGCAUCAGGGAGUAUGGUUUGGUUCCUGUGGAAGGAGACCUUGUUGUUUCUGGUACAGCAAAUGAAAUGGCCGAUGCAUCAGAGGAUCUUGCCGAUCUUUGUGACCCAGAAAUGUUUGACCCCACCACCAGACCAGGCCACACCCAAGUCCGUACCCUCUCCCAUGAUGACAUCUCGUCCCAGAAGUACUCUAUUCAUGAUGUUGUCAUGCCAGUACCUGGCUAUGAUGUUACCUACCCCGGCAAGGAUGUGAGGGACUGGUACCGUGAGCUAAUGGCUGUCGACGGAGUGGAUAUUGAUAAGAUGAGACACAGAGUGAAGGAUUACUCACUGUCUGGUGCUUACAGGCCUAUUAUUAUAAAGCCCCAACACACAUCGUGGAAAUUUAUCCAUUACAAUGAUGUGACGGCGCCGUUAGCACUCACAGACUUGGAUAGACUAGAGGGUCGCACAGACAUCCCCGCUGAGACAGACGGACAGUACUUGGCUCUGCAGAUAGAGCUUACCCUGCCUUCAUCUUGCUAUGCCACUAUGGCUCUUCGGGAAGUUCUGCGCAAAGACACUUCACCUGCAACACAGGCAGCUAUGAACUAACACCCGACCACCUUGCUAGGGUACCAUGGUAGAGUGCUCAAGUACUUCUAAGAGAUGCGUUACUAGCAACACAAGCCUAUAAACUGACACCUACAUCACAAGAUGAAUGACUCUGCUGUACCCUUUAAGAAAUCCUGGGUCUACGCCUGCCUUUAAAGAUAACGCCACUUGGUUAAAACACAACACUUUCGGCAUCCGCAGCCAAUAUAUUUAUGUGCGAUUGAUCUUUUUAGAUCACUUGUACUUGUCUCUAGUAAACCUAAAAGACUUGUUUUGAUCAUGUAGAAAGGUAGGAGAAAAAGAAGCAGAUGGUGAUAGGUUAGCUACUAGAAAAGUAUUAAGAGUGGUUUUCAUAAACCAGUGAAACAAAGUGAACUAGUGAAAUUGUAGUUUAGUGUUAGUAAAAAAAAAACGUUUUAAAAACACUAAAGUAAAGGGUAUAAAUUGUA